Maylandia zebra (zebra mbuna) is the source of this 2272-nucleotide messenger RNA. It is a transcript of the gene sfrp2, whose product is annotated as secreted frizzled-related protein 2. NCBI's taxonomy places the organism in Eukaryota, Metazoa, Chordata, Actinopteri, Cichliformes, Cichlidae. Gene Ontology annotation, biological process: non-canonical Wnt signaling pathway; canonical Wnt signaling pathway. The record is from RefSeq and is a predicted model, not a curated record. Gene Ontology annotation, molecular function: Wnt-protein binding.
UCACAGUAGAAGCCUGCCACUGACAGAAGCUCCGUCCAAAGCCUGAAACUUUCACAUACACCAGACAGCAUGAGAGCUUUGACUCCGACCGUGGCGGUGCUGUGGGUGAUAACAAUGCCCUGCCUGCAAGCAAUCCACGGACUGUAUAACUUCGGCCAGCAUGAACUAUUCUACAAGAAAAACAACUGCAAGGCAAUCCCUGCAAAUCUCCUGCUUUGCCACGAUAUAGAGUACACGGAGAUGCGCCUCCCGAACCUGCUCGGACACGAAACCAUGAACGAAGUACUGCAGCAAGCGUCGUCUUGGAUCCCGCUGGUCCAGAAACAGUGUCACCCGGACACGAGAAAGUUCCUCUGCUCUCUUUUCGCUCCGGUCUGUCUGGACGAUUUGGACGAGCCCAUACAGCCGUGCAGGUCUCUCUGUGAAAACGUCAAGCGCGGCUGCGCGCCCGUGAUGUCCGCCUUUGGCUUUCCGUGGCCAAAGAUGCUGGACUGCGAGCGCUUCCCACUCGACAAUGACCUGUGCAUACCGCCUGCAAGAAUCGACAGCUUUGCGCCAGCCACCAAAGAGGCGCCCAGGGUGUGCGAUGCUUGCAAGGAAACUGAUGAAAAUGACAACGAAAUUGUUGAGAACCUCUGCAAAAAUGACUUUGCUCUGAAAAUCAAAGUGAAGGAGAUCGCCUACAUCAACGGCGACACCAAAAUAGUGCCGGACACGAAGAGCAAGGCAAUCUACAUGGUGAACGGCGUGACGGAGCGAGACCUCAGGAAGACGGCGCUGUGGCUGAAGGACGGGCUGCAGUGUAUCUGCGAGGAGAUGGACGACAUCAACGCCGCAUACCUCGUCAUGGGCCAGAAGAUGGAUGGCCAUCUGGUCAUCACCUCUCUGAAGCGCUGGCAGAAGGGACAGCGCGAGUUUAAAAGGAUUUCACGCAGCGUCCGCAAGUUACAGUGCUAGGGAAGAGGGGGGAGGAAGAGGUGGGGUGGGUACCUGCAUGUUAAGGUUGAAGGUCAAGUUUUGUUGAGGGAGUCCUUCUUUUGUGGUCGCAGUUCUGGUUUUUCUGCUCUAGAGCGCAGCAAAGACGUUUGCCUGGCCCCAGAGGACGCACAGCUUACUGUUUCUCUCAUUGGUUUAUCAUUGAAUACAGAUAAUGUUUAAAAAGAAGAAGAAGUUGAAAUGGGGUAUAAAGUAUAGAUAAACACGCUUGAAUAAACCAAAAAUCUUUUAUUUGACUCUAAAACUAUAACUGUGGUUUUUAUUGUGAAAAUCAGACUUCCAGACAGACGUCCAUUCAGUUUGUACGCACCGGUAACAUUGGUGCCCCCUAGCUGCCAAUUUCAAACUGUGCGUCCCUCCCCAGCGAAUGGUCUUUGCUGCGGCCCCAUCAGUUACAGUUAAUUGCACUCAGCUGCUGUCCAAGGUCCAGAGCAAUCACAACUUACACGGAGAGAGUGAAAACUAGCAAAGCUUUGAGUCCAGGAUUUGAAAAUGACUGACUCUACUUAUCACUGGCAGAUGUGUCAUCCUGGUAAAGCUCACAGAGUGAGCUCGUCAGACUUUUAGGGCGUUUUUCUCAUCUUUUCCAGGAGGUCAAAUCAGGUGUUAAAUCUUUUAACAUUAUUGGUUUUUUUAGCCGUCAUUUCUAUAAAAGCCCCAUUUAAAAUCAACAACAACACGCAGACCUGGACAGCUUUGAGAUCAGCAGCAACAGAUCUGGUGAUGUACUGCUUGGAUUAAGUUAACAAUGUAUUCUCAUCUUAUAGAAAGUCACUUCUGCCUCAGAUGCUAACGCGGAUUCAUUUUACACAGUGCCCAGCGAUUAAAGCUGUGAUCCAGGGGUGCCUAGCGCGAAGCAUACAGCAAAUAUUUGUAGUUUUGUAUUCCUACCAUUUCCUCAAAUGAGAGAUAGCUGGCUAUAUUCUCUUCCCGUUCAGUAUUUUAAUAAUUCUUGGUAAACGUUUUGUACUUGAGCAACUGCAUAAUUUUCUACCACCAUAUGAUAAAAAUAUUUUUUUACUCCUAGACACUCAUGUGUCAUGUAAACAUUCAACUUUGCAUCUUCAUUCUGAGUGACGCAAACUGCUUCUUGGUAUUGAUGAUUGGACGGUUUUGAUGAGCAGGUAGUUUGGUAAAUGCAAGUAACUGUGUGUCUGUGUGUGUGUGCUUGAAACAUAAGUCAUUUUGGAUGUAUUACAGUGUAAAUAUCAAAUACUGUCAUUUAUUCUUGUGUAAAGUUUGCAGCAAUUAAAAGAUACAAAGUUAAUAUUUGAAA